CUCUAAUUAAAGUCUUCUCCUUUAUUUUUUUCUUUUCUUUUGGUCACUCCACAAAUAAUUUCUUGAAGAAAAAAAAACUGCCAAAUUGUAGAUGUAGAGAAAUCCCCAUCUAAGACUCAGAAGUCCACACCAAAAUAUGGAAACAAUUCCAGAAGACCAACCGGAAACAAUUCCAGAAGACCGACCAGAAACACCACCACAACGCAAAGAAGAAGAAAAACACAAUGAAAAACAACAAGUGAAAGAGGAAGAAGAAGAAGAAGAAGAAGAAAAGCAGAGCAUGCCAGAAACACCAUCUCCUCUGUUCCACUCACCAUCUCAUGUGUUCCAAUCACCAUCUCAUAUGUUCCAAACUCCGUCUCCACCGUCCGAUUCUCCAAUAACCCAUCAUACCUACCACACUCAUGAGCUCAGAGUCGCGCCUGCAGACACCAAGCCGGCGUCGCCGCCGCUCGCGCCUCCCCAGUCCUUCAGGGCCGAGCCCAAGGUUGCGGGACCCGAUUCCAGAGAUGGGUUUGAUUGGACCCCGGAGGCUCGGGAAGAAAGUGGCGGUGGAAUUGGAGGUGGUUCGGGUGUAAAUAUCCGAACUUUGAGACCCAAGUUGUCGAUACUGAAGAGGUCGAGGAGGGAGAGCAUGGUGAGGAGGGCUUUGUUUGGGUUAAGGAUUUCUGGGUUUGUGUUGUGUUUGAUAUCCUUCUCGGUUAUGGCGGCUGACAAGAACCAAGGUUGGGCUUUAGAUUCCUUCUAUCGCUACAAGGAGUUCAGGUUCUGCUUGGCAGUCAAUGUGAUUGGAUUUGUGUAUUCAGGGCUGCAAACGUAUGACCUAACCUAUUUCAUCACCAGUGGAAAACAUGUAAUCCAGCACCAUCUCCGCUAUUACUUUGAUUUCUUGUUGGAUCAGAUUUUGACGUACCUUUUGAUAUCGGCGUCUUCAUCGGCUGCGAUUCGGGUCGACGACUGGGAGUCGAAUUGGGGCAAAGACAAGUUCCCGGACAUGGCUCGGGCAUCCGUCGCAUUGUCCUUCCUUGCCUUUAUUGCCUUUGCCUCCAGCUCCCUCAUCUCUGGUUACACCCUUUGUACUCUGAAAUCUAUGUAGUUUUUCUUCGUACUUAGUAUUUACUGAGUUAUAGAUGGACAGUGAAAAGUGAUAUAUUUUGUACUGUGUAGAGAAAGUUAUGCUUGUGUUGCA
This is a messenger RNA of Pyrus x bretschneideri (Chinese white pear), 1189 nucleotides long. RefSeq names its product CASP-like protein 4A1. The transcript has 3 exons. The record is from RefSeq and is a predicted model, not a curated record. Lineage: Eukaryota; Viridiplantae; Streptophyta; Magnoliopsida; Rosales; Rosaceae. Bases 137 to 1096 code for a protein of 319 amino acids.